Molecule: messenger RNA, 1365 nt
Organism: Mytilus trossulus (common blue mussel)
Lineage: Eukaryota; Metazoa; Mollusca; Bivalvia; Mytilida; Mytilidae
Product: GATA zinc finger domain-containing protein 3-like
Exons: 2
Coding region: 25-1266 (413 amino acids)
Molecular function (GO): serine-type endopeptidase inhibitor activity
Source: RefSeq, a predicted model, not a curated record
GCAUUAUUUCAUUAACAGCUGACGAUGAAGUUUAGUUACCUACUAGUCAUCGUGGUAUUUGCCAUAGUGGGGAUAGAGGCUGUUCCACCGAGGAAAGAAUGUAUGAUUCAGCCGCAGUAUGGGGACUGUUCUGGCGGAAGAGGCUUCUAUUUUGACUCCAUACUGGAUGAUUGUGUAUAUGGUUGUUGUUCCAACGGAGGCAACAGGUUUGCCACAGAAGACCAAUGUGAAGUAGCUUGUGAAGGCGAAGAGGAGGAAGAACCCGAUAAUGAUAUACCAGAUGGACCCGACUUUGAUAUACCAGAAUACAAUAGACAUAAUGGAUAUGUACAGAGAUACAAUUAUAAUGUCAACAAUGUAAAUUCUGGCAUCAAUAGAAAUAAUGACAACAACGGAAAUAAUGGUAUCAAUAGAUAUAAUGUCAACAAUGUAAAUAAUGGCAUCAAUAGAAAUACUGGCAUCAAUAGAAAUAAUGUCAACAGUAGAAAUAAUGACAACAAUGUAAAUACCGGCAUCAAUAGAAAUAAUGUCAACAAUGAUGAUACUGGCAUCAAUGAUGAUACUGGCAUCAAUAGAAUUAAUGCUAACAAUGGAAAUAAUGGCAUCAAUAGAAAUACUGGCAUCAAUAGAAAUAAUGUCAACAGUAGAAAUAAUGUAAAUAAUGGCAACACAAGAAACCCAGUCGCCAAUAGACUAGAUGUAUAUGCCCAAUUAUACCGUUACUUUUUAAACAAAGCCAACACCCGAAACCUUGUCAGCAACGGACCCAGUGCAUCUGCACGAGCUUCCGCUUACAGUAGAAGCAAUGGCAAUGCACAAAACAUUGGCAGCAAUGGAGCAAGUGCAUCUGCACAAGCUUCCGCUUACAGUGCAAGCAAUGGCAUCGCACACAACAUUGGCAGCAAUGUAGCAAGUGCAUCUGCACGAGCUUCCGCGUACAGUGCAAGCAAUGGCAACGCACAAAACAUUGGCAACAAUGGGCCAAGUGCAUAUACAAAAGAUGUCCGUUACACAAUUAGUGGCAACACAAAAACACUUGGCAGCAAUGGACCCGUCGCACAUAAACAAGUCUUCCGUUACAAUGUAAACAAUGCCAACACACAAAAUAGUGGCAGCACACAAAAUAGUGGCAGCACACAAAGCAGUGGCAAAAAACAAACCAGUGGCAAAAAAUCCAAAAAAAGUAGCAGACGAAACAAAAGUAAAAAAACCAAAAACCAAAACAAAGGCAGCAAUGUACCCAAGUGUCUUAGCUGCAAAUUGUAAAACCAUUGAACACAAAUGGUCUUAAACAAACAAACUAUACAUCAGAAAUAAACCGGUCUUGCUCAAAUUUUGUCAGAAUUAAAUCUUUUUAUUUCAAAA